GACAUACUUACAAGGUUUGAUGAGAAAACCCGUUGUAGUUCUUGAUAAUGGCGCGUCCACUAUCAAGGCGGGCAUAGUCGAUGAACAUGUAGGACUGGCUCCGAGAAUCAUUUCAAACGCAGUUGUUCGCUCGAAAGGGGACAAAAUGACAUACUUUGGCCAUGAAACCGAAAAAUGCAAGGACUACUCAUCGUUGCAUUAUCGGUUACCAUUUGAGAAGGGGUAUCUUGUGGAUUGGGAUGCGCAAAAGGCAGUGUGGGACGGGAUUUUCUCGGAUGAAGUAUUUGGGGUGAACACAUCAGAAGCAUCUCUUUUGAUAACAGAGCCCUACUUCAAUCUACCAAAUAUCCAAGAGGUUUAUGAUCAAUUCGUUUUUGAGGAAUACGAGUUUGAUUCUUAUUAUCGUUGCGCGCCUGCAUCUUUAAUUCCAUAUGGAGAUCUUUUCGCAAAACCGAUGUCUCCCCAACCAGAAUGCAUCCUGGUUGUAGACUCUGGCUUCAGCUUCACGCAUGUCGUACCGAUUAGUAAUGAGAAGGUAGUUUGGACGGCGGUCAGUCGGCUGGACGUCGGAGGUAAGUUGUUGACGAAUCAAUUGAAGGAACUCGUGUCAUUUCGGCAAUGGAACAUGAUGGACGAGACCUACAUUAUGAAUCAUGUCAAAGAGUCUUGUUGCUACGUAUCCACCAACUUCAAAGAGGACUUGGAAGUAUGUCGAACAGACCUAAAACGAAAUUCCAUUGUCCAAGAAUAUAUCCUUCCGGACCUCUCAACACAUCGUAAAGGCCGUGUACGGCAACUCGACGACAUUGUGACUGACACCGAUCAGAUUCUCGUCAUGAAUAAUGAGAGAUUCACAGUCCCCGAACUUGUUUUUCGCCCAGAUGACAUUGGACUUGAUCAAGGCGGUCUUGCUGAAAUGAUAGUUUUUUCCAUUUCAAAGCUACCCAGCGAUCUUCAGGGAAUGUUCUGGUCUAAUAUCGGCUUGAUAGGAGGCAACACCAAAUUCAAGGGUUUUCGUGAGAGAUUGACAUCCGAAUUACAAACUCUGGCGCCCGUUGACUGCGAGGUCGUUAUCUACGAAGCUGAAGACCCCAUCACAGAAGCAUACCAAGCAGCAUACAACUUUGCGAGCAUGCCUACGUUCGCUCAGUAUGUCGUCACGCGGGCAGAGUAUGCUGAAAGUGGAAGCAAUGCUUCUCGAAGGAAGUUUCGUGACUGGAAAACUCAAGAACCUGAGAAAGAGAAGCCCAAAGAUAACUCGAAGCUGAAAGGGAAACAACGGGAUGACGAUCGUAUCCAACCUUCUGGCAAGUUGACAAGAACUAGAAGCAAAAGACGGUGAAUUUCGAAUUCCGCCGUGUAUGAAGUUUGCAAACGUGUAUGGUCUGAACCUUUACACGAUCCUGUAUUGUUGUCUGCCCUAGGCAAUCCAAUUUCUUUGGAGAUC
Laccaria bicolor S238N-H82 is the source of this 1447-nucleotide messenger RNA. Its product is annotated as actin-related protein Arp6. The transcript is spliced from 10 exons. Gene Ontology annotation, cellular component: Swr1 complex. Gene Ontology annotation, molecular function: nucleosome binding. Bases 20 to 1342 code for a protein of 440 amino acids. Lineage: Eukaryota; Fungi; Basidiomycota; Agaricomycetes; Agaricales; Hydnangiaceae. The record is from RefSeq and is a predicted model, not a curated record.